This is a messenger RNA of Closterium sp. NIES-67, 3552 nucleotides long. The record is from the annotation of a GenBank genome assembly. Lineage: Eukaryota; Viridiplantae; Streptophyta; Zygnematophyceae; Desmidiales; Closteriaceae.
AGUGCAGUCAGACCAGAAAUAUGGAAGACGGAUCAGUAUGAUCAUAGCGGGGUGACAAUGGAACUAGAGCGACAGUGAUGUUGAUCCAAUAAAUAGAAGCCUUUCAUGACAUGUUACUCCAACUCGCGUGCCAACAUGCGAGCUUCAGGGUCCCUCAUGUGUAUACUGACUUAAUGAGCCUGUCUAGUCGUAAAUACCGUCCUCCUUAUAGACUGAUUCCACGUCAGCGCGCGCGUGAAGAUGUCCGCUGGCGAUAAGCUGACGUACGGUGACACCGUGUGCUUGGCGGGAAUCGAGCUGAACGGACUUCUCUCGUCGUCAGGCCUGAUCGACGAACGGGUUCGGUUCGAGAUUCUUGACGAUGGCACGGAGGUUCCGCCUAAUCUGGACUUCUGUAAAUUCGAGGUCCGUAUCAAGUACCAGUACUCGUCUCACAAGCAGAAGAAGGAAGGCUCUGACAGCUCCCCAGCACCAGGAGGAGGAUUCAUGUUCUCCUCUGGAGGCGCUGUUGCAGCCCAGACAAGCAGUGAGAGUGAGAGCCUCCAGAAAGCAGAGCAAGCUUUCAACAACGCUGAGUUCCUUCGGUCGGUGGGCAGCCCUGUCCUCUACGGGCACGUGGUGCAGCUGUUCCACGUGAGCAGCGGCAAGUUCGUGAGUGUGAAGCGGACGCAGUCAGAGCUGGAGAAGUCGCACCUCAAGGUCGUGCUCCAGAGGCGCGGAGACAUGGGCUCCUGGUUCACUGUCACGCCCGCUUACAAGAUCAAGCGGGAGGGCGAGCACGUGGCGUUUGGGGAUGCUGCAACGUUCAUGAGUGUCAAGUUCUCUGGAGCCGGGCUGCGUCUUUCCGAUGCGUCCUUUGAUGUCACCGUGUCCGGCUGUCAUCCCUACGUCAUCGACUCUAGAGAGGUGAACGCAGGGCCAGAGGUGGGGCGGUGGAAGCUCAUACCCUACGCUCUCCACGAGAGCAAGCUGCCGAAUGCGAGGCACCUGCUGAGAGGCAGCGACGCAGUGGUGGUGACGCACAGGGCGAGUGAGAUGCACCUCGUGUGCGACGAGGGGCAGGUGUUCUUUGAGGCGCGCGCGCAGACUGAGCCUGGGGGAAGGGUCAGCUCCAACGCGCUCUGGCGCCUGCAGCCGCUGUCUGUUGAAUGGGGCGGCAGAUUCGCCUCUGGAGACCAGCCGUUCCACUUGAAGCACCUGGCCACGGGCCUGUAUCUGGAGUCCAGGCGACUGGCCCACUCCAACUCGUGCCUCGACAUGCGGGGAGAGGACUUCAGGGGCAUGGUGGGAGUGACAGAGCUAUACAAGAAGCCAGGCACCAUGUGGCGGAUAGGGGCAGUGGGGCAGGGGCACGAGCGCCACGUGAUCCCCUACCACACGCUUAUACAGUGCCAUGGCUUGCACGGGUUCAUGUCGGGCGGCAGCGGCGACUACUACAAGGCGCGCUGGGCGGCGGGGCCGGCUGCAGGCUCGUUGUCCUUCGCCUCGUCGUUUUCCGCCGCUGCUGCUGCUGCGGCGGUUGGCGCCGUUGGCUCGGCGGCGUCAGCUGCUGAUGGGUCGUCGGGUUUUGUGUCAGCAGCGUGUGUGGAUGCGGAUGCGGAUGGGGAUGGGGGGGAGGAGGAGGAGGAGGAGGCGCUUAUGGGGAGGCGUCCUGCUGGGCUCACGUCCGUGUGGGACCAGAAGGAUGCGCUUGUCUUUGAGGGUGCCCCUCCAGCUGCAGUUAACCUCAUCCUCACGGAGAGUGACUCCACGCGCUCGCUAAAGAACUUUGUGCUGGCUCUGGACGACAUUGACCCCAUAGACGACUGCACUGACGACGAGGUGCUCAAGGCGAGCAUCCGUACCAGCGGGCUCAUUCAAGUGCUCUUCAAGUAUGGCCCCGUGGUGGCAGAGGAGCUGCAGCGGCUGAUUCGCUGCCUGGUCGUAUCCGACAUGCCCGAUGUGCUCAACCUCAGGGGCCCGCCUAAUCGCACCUACCAGGUGUUUGUGAGCGAGCAGAAGGUGCUAGCCGUGGUAGUGUCCGUGCUGCAGAUCCUGCUCAUCAGCAAGGGUCUGCCCCAGCGCUGCCUGAGCGACUGCGACACCUUCUUCGAGGGCUUUGACCUGCGCCGCCUCUGCAAGCUCAUGAACCGGUUCCUGCAGGCCGCCUGCCAGCAGUUUCGGCCCGGGCAGGACCAGCUCGCGCCCUACGUGCCGCUGCUGGACCAGCUGGUGGGGAACGAGAUCUAUACUUCUGGGACGAUCAUGGCGAUCUUUGCGGACAACGAGAGGAUUAUAUCAAGGGUCACUGUGGAGAAUAUCCGGCAGCGCGUGACCAACUGCCGCAUGUUCCAGCGCCCACGGGACAUCCGCUUCCUCAACAUCAUCUGCAGCAGUGAGGGCGCUCCCGUGCGCUCCAACCAGAACGUCGUCGUGGACAUUCUCCGGGAGAACGCAGACAUUCUUGUGCAGGCCCGCCCUGCUCCGUCCCGCCUGGUCCGGGGCGGCCAGACGCUGAUUCUGAGGCGCUGGGAUGGGCUGGAGGUGGACUGUGAGGCGUAUGCGGACCUGCAGCAGCUUGGGCCGCACUCGGACUCCAUUCGCCGGAUGCCACAAGAGGUGCUGUUUCUGUUCUACGUGGUGUCGCUGGAGCUGUACUGCACGCUGUGCCUGCAGCGCAACCGCAAGGCCAUCGACUGGCUGAUCGAGGACAGCCACCUGUACGGGCUGGACUACGCCACGCUGCGCAUGGUCGUCUUCAACCCUGCAUUGCCCUUCUUCCUGCGCACCAACUGCUGCCGCCUGCUCACGCGCAUGUACCUCGAUAGAGAGCCCUUUGAGCUCGUGUCGCAGGGCAGCGUCAUGCUCACAUGGCCCACCAUAGACGACUCGGACGCAGAGACGCUGACCGAGCCCGACCACGUGAACAUGGCCAUGGCGGACCCCUUCUCCGCCUUCCCCGGCAAGGCUCCUGAAAGGGAGUUCGGGGAGCUUAAGGCGUGCACGCUGGCGUACCUGCAUGGCACGCGCCUGUCCUCGGCUUGCUCCGCGGGGCAGAGCGCGCUCACCCUGGCUGUGCUGCAGAUGGGAAGCAUCAUGCUGCAAUUCGGGCUGUUUGGGAACUUCUCCCAGGACUGGGACAGUUCCAUAGCUCAAGUGGUGGCUGCUAUCAUCCCUCUGCUGGACGGCAGGUCAGAGCCGUGGGACGGCAGCUGCAGGCUCAGAUUCGAGAAUCAGCACGAGCCGCACAGCAGUGCAGUCAUGGAGGCCAAGACCAUCAUGUGCGCCAUGCUCAUGUACAUAUUCGACAUGCGCAUCAACUGGUGCAUCAGCAUCGCAUUCGACUGCUACUGCGACCUCAGCGAUCGCACCAUUGCCAAUUUCUGGGACAUGCCCCUGCUCCUCUCCCGCCCCUCCGACCCCUUCUCCUCCGCCUACCCCUCCUCUGUUGCUGACGCUACCACCAUGUUAUAAUCACAAUAGGCUUAGAUGUGCCUAUAAUGAGAGAUAGAGAGCACAGUCGGAUUUCUGUCAGACGGCUUCAAAUACUGAUAACGAUCUGGUCACUGAAUC